AUGAAAAUCACUAAUAUAGCCUUUGAUUUUUUCUAAGAAAAGAGUGAUUCUGAAAAUGAAUUCAAAAAAGUUUUUAAUUAGAUAAUGGAAAAAUAUAAAGAGCACAUAACUACAAUUUUUAAUUCUAAAAUUUAAACUCUCCAAAAUCUAUUCAGUAAACUAAUAUUAACAAAAACUAAUAAUUUUCUAGAGCCAACAGCAGGACCCAUACUACCUGAUAGCAACAGAGUGCACAAAAAACAAUAAGCCAAAGAUGACAUUAUUCUUAUCAGGAAAUUUCAAAAUGAUAAAUUGAUUACAGAAAUUAAGGAGAACAAGUUGUUAAAGAAUUUAGAAAAACAAUUAAACUAAAAGAGAAGAAUAAACAAUUAUGAAGAAGGUGAUCAUAAACCAGAAUUGCAAAUGUCAUAAAUUAGAAACAUGUAUUUAUCAUAUGAUACUGGAAAAUUGACUUUAACUUUUGUGAAUUUGAAUAUUGAAGAAAUGAGUAAUUGUCUAGCUUGGGCUAUUUUGAAGCAUAUUCAUUUUAGUAAAAGAAAUAAUUAUUCAAUGAUGAAAAAUUCUAGCAUUCCUUUUUCCAUGGAUUUUAGAUUUCGAGGCAUAUGUACGAAUUAACAAGAUACUUCUCAAAAUCCCAUCAAAGAACCAUCUUAAUUGCAUCUCUAUAGCGAAUAAUAGUAACAAUAAAUGGGAUUAUUUUAAUCUUAAUAGAUCUAAUAAUUAGACAAAACCAACUUAACCAAUAAAUGGAAUAAAACUUUUUUCUAAAUAAGUGAGAAAACUCUUAGCAAAGAUGAAAAUGAGUUCGAUAUUAAAAGAUAGGAAAUUAAAGAAAUAUCGAAGGAAAGUUUUCCUCAUUAAUUACAAUUUGAAAAUGAUGAUUAUUUGUAGAAUGAAUAAGAUUGCGAUAUCUGUUCGGAAGAAGAAAUUGAUGAUUAAACUUAAAUCACAAUGAAUAAUAAAAUGAGGACGAAUCCUUUAGUCCUAUUAAACCUAAAUAUAUGA
Paramecium tetraurelia is the source of this 1005-nucleotide messenger RNA. RefSeq lists its product as uncharacterized. The record is from RefSeq and is a predicted model, not a curated record. NCBI's taxonomy places the organism in Eukaryota, Ciliophora, Oligohymenophorea, Peniculida, Parameciidae. The transcript has 2 exons.